AACUGAAUAUCUUCAUCAUACUAAUGAGCAUGAAGUCAGGUAUAAAAAUCUUAGCUUGGAGAAAGAGCAGUUAGAAAAUAGUUUUCAUCAGUUUCAGGUUAAACACAACAGCAUGGUGGAGAAGAAUGAUCUAUUUCGGGCCAUAACUGCUAACUUAACCAAACAGAAAAUUCAGCUUCAAACACUUAAUAGUAAUCUAGUUAAAGAGAAAGACAGGUUUCAGAUACUAAGUAACAAACUGGCCAGAGAAAUCAAUCAAUCAGAAACUAGCUAUAAGGCCAUGGCUGAUCAGAGAGAUAAAAUACAAAACUGGUACAACAAUAUUACAGAUGAGAAAAAUCAGUUACAGAUACUUAACACUAACCUAGUUGAAGAAAGGCAUAAAUUGCAGUCCCAAAAUGAUAAUCUGACCAAAGAGAGAAACCAGAUACAUUUGGAGAUGGGUGGACUUCAGAAAGCACUCUCUAAUUUUGGGUGGAAAUACUUCAAAUCCAGUUUAUACUCCAUCUCUACUGUGAAGAUGAACUGGACUGCUGGCAGACUGCAUUGCAAUGAGAGUGGAGCAGAUCUGGUUGUCAUAAACAGCAAAGAGGAAAUGAUUUUUGUUCAUAGCUUGAUCAGUAAUUUGGGAGCCUGGCUUGGCGUAACUGAUGCAGAGAAUGAAGGGGUCUGGAAAUGGGUGGAUGGCAAAAAUCUGACCACAAGUUACUGGAUAAGGGGGCAGCCUAAUAAUGGUGGUAUACGUGGAAAUGAUGACUGUGCUGUUAUUGUUUUUAAAGAACCUCCACUGCGGAGCUGGAAUGAUAUGCCAUGCCAUUAUAUUUCUUUUGUGAUAUGUGAAAAAAGUGUGUAAGACAUUCAGUGAAGUUUAUAAAUAUUUUCAUUUUGUUAUUCAAUUGCAAUGACUUGUUAUAUUAACACUUUUUGGGAUUCAUGUAUGUAUUACAACAAUAACUAACUGCCAUUAACUAAUUAUUGAAUGAGUAAUAACAGCCUAAUAAAUGAACAACUAUGAAACCUACUAUAUUUAUUUACAUUUGCAUAUUAGUGUUUGUAUUUUUGUAUUCAAUUAAAACAAAUCAUGACUUCUUUUUGCAUUUAAUUCCAUGGUUUUUACAUAUUUUCACAAGACUGUAGUGAAAUCAGAACUAUUGGUUUCCUACUAUUGCUCAAGUGAAAGGGGAGUUUACCCUAAAAACUUGACACAUCAGUUUACAUUUUUAUACAGUUUUUAAUACUAAAUAAACAUUUCCUGUAUUUUCUGGAUGUAUUCUGUUAAAGACCGAGAAACAAUUAUAUAUGAUCACUAUUGCAAAAACAACAAAUCAAAUUCUGGCAUGGUGGCCUAAGACUUUACUGUAUAUUUAAGUCAUUUUUGAAGCCUCUUAAAUGAUGGACAAAAUAUAUAGAAACAUAUAGAAAUUUUGAAGCAAAUUCGUAGCAAAGUCAAGUCAUGGCCACCACCCAUAAUUUUGACAGAGCCACCGCACAGCAGCACCCCUUAUAUGGUAAAACUUUGUGUAAUGCUAUUUUUAUUAUUUUAUCAUUUGUACAUAUAAAAUGUUAGCAAAGUGUAUUUGUACAAAGAACAAUGUUUAAACCAAAGACUAAUCCAGAAUUAGCUCUACCAUGAACAAUGCCAUGUAUGUUGAUUUCAUUUAUUUAAAUUUUUUUUAUCUGUCUUAUUGUGUUUGUCU
This is a messenger RNA of Misgurnus anguillicaudatus (oriental weatherfish), 1697 nucleotides long. NCBI's taxonomy places the organism in Eukaryota, Metazoa, Chordata, Actinopteri, Cypriniformes, Cobitidae. The record is from RefSeq and is a predicted model, not a curated record.